Messenger RNA from Guillardia theta CCMP2712, 273 nucleotides. RefSeq lists its product as hypothetical. The record is from RefSeq and is a predicted model, not a curated record. NCBI's taxonomy places the organism in Eukaryota, Cryptophyceae, Pyrenomonadales, Geminigeraceae. The transcript is spliced from 2 exons. The annotation marks the transcript as partial.
UCUCCUUCCCCUCCAGCCAACAUGAUGCCGCUUGCUGUUCCUCCUCGCCCCUCCAUGAUGCCGCUUGCUGUUCCUCCUCGCCCCUCCAUGAUGCCGCUUGCUGUUCCUCCUCGCCCCUCCAUGAUGCCGCUUGCUGUUCCUCCUCGCCCCUUCGCUGCUUGCGCCCAGUGCCCCAACAUGAUGCCGCUUGCUGUUCCUCCUCGCCCCUCCAUGAUGCCGCUUGCUGUUCCUCCUCGCCCCUCCAUGAUGCCGCUUGCUGUUCCUCCUCGCCCC